AUGCCGGGCUUUAUCCCGUGUAAAAUAAACUUUCCCGCGCCAUAGUCAAGUUGGUAAAUCUGCAACACAAAUCUCCCAGCUUUGGGAGGUAUAUGCAUGACAAGUUAAUAUCUGUAGUGUAGUGCAGUUUAUUAGCAAGGACAGCCAUAUCACAAAGACGCCUGCUCAUCCUGUAGUUUACAGCAUUACAAACCCCAGAACACGACUACAAAUUCCUCUCUUGCGGAUGUGCAUUACAGAUUUUUCUGUAGAUGCAAAUCUGCAUGCGUUGUUAUCAUGCAGAUCUGCAACUACAGAAGCAUUUGUGAAGAUGCGGCGCAUGAUCCCCAUGAAGAGGGGCAUUUCCGAUCGUGUUUCCCGGACGAGCAGAAAAUGCUGUAAACAGGAGACGUAGAAGGUGGCGUUGUAAAAAUGUUGCUGCUGCACAUGCACUUGCUGAUGCUGAACAAACUGCAGUAUGAUACAGAGAGGAGCUUGUUAUCAUGCGUGAUUCCCAAAAAAACUUCUGGGUUUCUGUUGGGAUUACAUCUGCAUCUUGAGGACUCUGGUGUGCGGACGCUUAUUUUCCUCAGGAUACGCUAUGUACUCUCAUCUUCUUCAGCAUCAGCAGGAGCUGCUUCAGCUUCCAACAUAUCAAAAUGAAAAAUCCCCCCUCCCCAUGUCAAAAAGGAAAGCUGUGAUGCAGAUUUACAGUCACAAAUCAGCUUUGUCAUUCUAGAAGGGAAAAGAUGCGGACUGUAGUGCUGAGUGGCGUGGGGAAGCCUGCAUGUUCAGCAUGAUAGGAAGCAACAGGAAGUGGGAAACAGCAUGACCAAUUGCCUGCAAACGAGGCCACAACUGCGGCUCGGGCUCUUGGCCUUCUAGCAUUACAAGUCGAUUUCUGUACUCAAAUACAGCAUCACAAAUUUCGUUUUCGAUGCGGGGAGGGGGAGUUUUUCCUUUUGAUACAACAGCUUGAAAAUUCCCUGGCUUUUGCUCGGAACAACGCUUGGGCUGUUUUGCGCUGCCUACCUGGUAUCAAAUGUAAAAAUGUCCUCUGGGUCUGGAAGAUUCUGAGACUUGUCAUGCAUGUUUUGCAUGACCCAGGACGUCUGUAAUGCAUGCCCUAGCAUCACAGAUUUUUAGAGGGCUUCCUGAUGCCUACUCCGCAUGAUAAACGCCAUCCCCGCGUAGCACACACCUAGACUCCUCUUGCUGGUCGUGCAAAAAUACAGAGUUUUUUAGAGUCCGAAGUUAGCAUCACAAGUUCCAACCUUCCAGACCCAGACACUUUUGCAUUUGAUCCCUGGCAGGGAGGAUCAACUAUGGAAUCAACCACGAUCCAUCAUCAUCUUCCUCGUGCGCAGGAGCUUGGGCAGUUCUUGGACCUACUUCCAAGCUCAAAUUUCGCCAGCAGCGCAGCAGUCUGGCGAGUGGCGCGCAGUUGAGUGGGCCUGAUGCCCUGCAAGGAGGUAUCAAAAUGAAAAAUCCCCCCUCCCCAUAUCGAACCGGAAAUUUCUGUUGCUGGAUUUGUGUACACAAAUCAGCUCUGUCUUGCAGUGGAGGAAUGCAGGCCCAUAUCAUGCCAAUGUAGAGAGGUUUUGGCAUAGGCAAGCAGCAUGAGGGCUGUCUAUGCUGUAGGCCCAACAGCAUUACAAACCGCCUGCAUAAUGGGGCGGAGCAUAUGCCGUUGCUUUCUUGCAAGACAGACACGAUCUGUGGCCACCAACCAGCUUCGCAAAUUCUCUGAGGCAUGCCUUUUCGAUAUGGGGAGGGGGGGUUUUUCUUUACGAUAGGAGGCCAGAAUGUUCCUCGUCCGAGAACCUCUUCGGCAGGGCGAGAUGAGAUGAAAAUGAAUAAUAAAGUAGAAGCGCCGCACGUCCCGCAGCCGCCUGUUAAGAAUACACCCACGUCGAGCGCAACAAGCCCAACAUCAAGGCCCACCAGUUCUUCGCAGCUCGUCGCGACACAACAAGUCCCAAAUGGUGGUCUGAAAAGGAACCAUCAGACGUCUACUGACGCGGCCGCUGGUGCCCUGUACGGCAUCUGCAGCGUUGUGUCAGCGGCUGGCAGCGUAUGAGAGUGCACAGCCCCCCCUCGUCGUGCUCAUCAUUUCUCAUGCAAAAUACCCAAUUCCACACUUUCCCUCCUGUCACUAUUAUGCAUGACAAGUUCUGGCACUGGCAGCCCAAAUGGCACUACACUCCUGUGCAAACUUGUCAUGCAAAACCUGCAUUCUGGUUGACACUUGUAUUGCCGUUCAUGCUAAACGAAUGAGGGGGAGGCGGAGUUGUGCUUUGUCAUACAGCGUGUUGCUGUUCGAAGACGGAUAUCAAAUGUAAAAAUGUCUGGGUCUGGAAGAAUGCAAUUAAUAUUUACAUUGCUUAACUUCCGGGUUCUGGUCCCGCCUACCCCCCGGCGACAGGUGACCUCGACAGGUGACCGCGACAGGUGACCUUGACAGGUGACCUCGACAGGUGACCUUGACAGGUGACGCUGACAGGUGACCUUGACAGGUGACUUUGACAGGUGACCUUGACAGGUGACCCGGACAGGUGGCCGCGACAGGCGAAGCGAGAGGAUAAAGCAAAGGCGAGACCAGCGCCUGGGCGCAAAUAUUUAUUUUUCACGCCAAACUCCGCUCUUGACAUGAAAAAUAAAUUAAACGCGCCCAAACAAAAAAAUGCGACGCGAAAAAUGAAAAAGAUUGAAGCUGUAACACAAACUGCCUCCAUAAACAAAGAAGUCUUCGCGUUGUGAUGCCAAAAUCAACAAGCGGCUAUCUCUGCAAUGCACGGCCAGGAGACAGCUUCUUACUUUGCUCUGUGGAAUCGGAAAGGCGUUGCGCUUCAACAUUAGAGAACUUUUUUGCAGCAGCCACACAGAGAUAUUCACUUUGCUUCUAUUUUUGUUUUUUCUUGCGAAAUGCAGUGUGCCUAAUUCGCCCUUUUUCCACUAGCGCUUAGCUCACUGAGCGACUACGCGCGCGCCUGGUGUGAGGCGAGGGGCGGACGCUGUCCGCCCCGAUGCCGAACACCCUCCCCCCACUAGCGUUUCGCGCACUAAGCCACUACGCGCGCGCCUGGUGUGAGGCGAGGGGCGGACGCUGUCCGCCCCGAUGCCGAACACCCUUCCCCCACUAGCGCCACUAGGGACGAGCACAAGGCCCCAGCGUGGGGACCCUGUCCCCACGCUCGGGUGGGCCUUGUUUGUCAUGCUAAAUCUGAAGCAUGCAAAAAUCUGUGUUGCAUGAUUGGCAAAAGUCGUCCAGUUUUGAGCAAGUCGGGAGAAAGUUUCUCAUGCAGGAUAGGCAUGAGAGAGAUCGCACAGAAUCUGUCAUGCUAGGUCCUGCAUUCCAGACCUCAUGGGUCAUGGAAAAGCUGCAUGACAAAUCGCGCAUUCUUCCAGACCCAGACAUUUUUACAUUUGAUAACGGAGCGAACAUCGACGCCGCGGAUGCGGUAUGCAUUGCAAAUACGUCUGGGUCUGGAAGGUUCUGAGACUUGUCAUGCGCGUUUUGCGUGCGCCAUGAUGUCUGUGAUGCAUGUGUGCCCUAGCAUCACAGUUUUUUUGAGGGCUUCUUGAUGCCUAUUCCGCAUGACAUCAAAUGCCCUCUCCGCGUAGAAGUUGUAGCAGAAAUUACAUUUUUCCCUUUGCUGCUCAUGCAAUACAGAUUUCUUUGGAAUCCAACCGCAGCAUCACAAGUAAGCUGCAUUCUUCCAGGCCCAGACAUAUUUGCAUUCGAUAUGCGGUCGUGCGGACGUCGCAGGGUCCGGUGCAGGAGUUUAAAAAGCAUGUGUAUCAAAUGCAAAUAUCCCUGGAUGUCUAGAAGGUCACAACUUGUGAUGCUGUCUGUGGAUUCUAAGAAAAUUUGUACUGCAUGACCAGCAAGAGGGGUCCGGCUUGUCCUACGUGAGAGGGCAUUUCUCAUGCGAAAUAGGCAAGAGGGAGCCCUCCAAAAAUCUGUGAUGCUAGGCCAUGCAUGACAGGUAUCAUGGGUCAUGCAUAAUAUACAUGGCAAAUCUAGAAAUCUUCCAGACCCAGACAUUUUUGCAUUUGGUAAUGUGGGGGCCAGGACCACGCUCGCUAUCUUGUCAGACACGUUUUUCGAACCUAUCCGGAAGCUGCCACGAACGAUAUUCAAAGGAAAAUAAAUCCCCCCUCCCCAUAUCGAAAAGGAAAUCUGUGAUGCUGGAUUUCCGUACACAAAUCAGAUUUGUCUUGCAAUAGAGGACCUCUGCAGGCAUACGCGGACCCUGGGCAGCGAGGUUUUGACAUACACAUAGGCGCCUAGCAUUUCAAAUGUCCACAUUGUAGGCCCAGCAGCAACACAAACCGCCUGCAUAGUGCGGCGUAGCCUGUGGGGUUGCCUUCUUGCAAGACAGAGACGAUUUGUGGCCACAAAUCAGCAUUGCAGAUUUCCCACCUUGGCUUCCUUGCUUUUCGAUAUGGGGAGGGGGGAUCAUUUUUGCUUACGAUAAACGAUGCUCGAUCACCUGUUGCAAGAAAUCGCCGCAGCAGCGGCUCCGGAACCUGGACAUAUAUCCUAUGUGAAAACGUCCCCACACCGGAGUUGUGAUGCAGAUCUGCAUGCCAAAAAAGUUUCUGAUGCGGAGCCGCAUGAGAAGCAUUCUCUAGUGUAGUUUGGGCAUUUGUCAUGCUCUAAUCAGCAUUACAGGCUGGGUCUGUGAUGCUGCUGAACAAGCUACACAGGAUUACUCUACGAGGCUAAACUUGUCAUGUGCAACAACCAAGGCUGCCUGAUUUGUCUAGCAGGUUUCCCAUCUUGACUAUGGGGUGGGGACAUCUUUGCUCAGGAUAGUUUCAUCCAAGUCCCCGACCAAAAAUCCUGUGGACGAGCUCGUGGAAAGGGGUGCGCCGGUUCCGAAGCGUUAUCAGGCAGUAUGUAUCAAAUGCAAAUACGUCUGGGUCUGGAUGGUUGGAACUUGUAUGUAAUGCUACUGCUAGCUUUCCAUAUUACCUAGAAAAUCUGUAUUGCAUAACCAACAAAUGUCGCAACCUCUUUUGUACAUGCAAAAACGCAGUUUCUCAUGCGGAUUGCCAAUGAGCAGAAAGCGUUCAGGAAAGUUGUCAUGCUGGGUUGCAUUCGGAACUGUUUCGAUCGUUCACAUUUUAGCAUCACAAGUUUCCAGACGCAGACAUCUGUGCAUUUGAUAGUAUGUGUGCAAGCACAAAAACGAACUCGACUUCUACAUCUCGAACGUGUUCAGCGAUCGUAUCAAAUGCAAAAGUGUCUGGGUCUGGAACAAAGCAACUUGUCACGCUAAAUCUGAAUCAUGUAAAAAUCUGUGUUGCAUGAUUGCCAAAAGCUGUCCACUUUUGACCUAAUCGAGAGACAGUUUCUCAUGCAGGAUAGGCAUGACAGAACUAACACAGAAUCUGUCAUGAUGCUAUGUCCUACAUCCCAGACCUCAUGGGUCAUGGAAAACCUGCAUGACAAGUCUGGCACUCUUCCAGACCCAGAUACUUUUGCAGUUGAUAGAUCGCGAGGUUCUACAAUGUGCGGCGACCUUUCGCCAGAACGAACCGAAAAGAGGAACGCGGAUGAUCACCUCCGGGCUAAAGUACAUUGCUACGUAUCAAAAGGAAAAAUCCCCCCUUCCCAUAUCAAAACGAGGUUUGUGAUGCUGGAUUUGCGUACACAAAUCAGACUUGUCUUGCUCGAGAGGACUGCAGGCGUAUACUAAGCCUGAGUCGAAAGAUUUCGGGCUAGGCGCUGAGCAUGGAAAACCUGUAGUCUGCAGGGCCAACAGCAUCACAAACCGCCUGCAGAAUGCGGCGGAGCCUGUGGAGUUACGUUCCUGCAAGACAGAGACGAGUUGUGGCCACAAAUCAGCAUUGCAAAUUGUCUGAGACGUGCCUUUUCAUCGACAUGGGGAGGGGGCAAUUUUCAUUGUAAUACUACGCUGCUGCUCACUAAGGUCUGCUCCGAAGUGCACCUCUACGGCUUCCAGGAUCACCCGGGGAAACCCGCCCUGUACCACUACUUUGACUGGGUACAUUAUCGCAACUCAAAAGUGUUUUACAGUUGCACAUUGUCAUGCAAGACUGGAAACAGAGACAACCUUCCUCAUGCAGGAAAUGCUUCGGAGCCUCGUUUCCUUCCUGUUUUCCGUUGUGAUCUUCACAUUACAAGUUUUCUCUGCCACACAGAGAAAAUUUGUGAUGCAGAAACUCCAACAAGUGUGUAACUGUCACACUUUUUUCUCGGGAUAUACAUAAAAAGCAGGUGGAUGUUGGUACAACUGGCGUCACAACCAACAAGGUCGUGAACCACGAUGGCAGAAAUAAAGAUGAAAAUCAAAUAAAUGCGACCAGCGCGGUCUCGUUCCCCUCGCGGCCGCCCGGAGCAGAAAAAAAAAAUGAGAAAGCGAAAGUGUAUCACGGCGAGGAAAACAAGUCCGCCUAUCCUGAGUAAAAACGUACCCACACCAGAGUUGUAAUGCAGAUUUGCAAAGACAGGAAGACUUGUAAUGCGCAUCCCCAUGAGAGCCAUCUCCAAUUGUGUUUUGGAAUUUGUGAUGCUGUGAACAGGAUGAGCAGAUGAAUCUGUGACGCGGCUGCACUUGCUAACCUGCACUACACUGCAUAGUGCAACUUGUCGUGCGUGACUCACAAAACUCCUAGGUUUGUGUUGCAAAAUCCCCAUCCUGACUCUGGUGUGGGUACGUUUUUACUCAGGAUACCGCCGCGGAUUACUUCGCGAAUAUGAAAAAACAAAAAAAUUCGCACGACUUCGAGGUGGAGCACAGCUGGAUGCAGCAGCGGUCGGAUCUGCAUAUUACAGUGAAAAGUGCCCCCCACCCCUGAAAUUGCAAAAAUUUGUGGUGCGUAAGGUUUUCAAAUGAAGAACUUUUUAUCUACGCGUGAAAGGAGUAUGAAUCUUUCUGAUGCAGAGUCUGGGCGUGUAUCGCAUCGCUUGCAUGACAAGCGCCGCUUUUGCUGUGGUCUUUUGCAAUACAAAUUUUUGCUAUUCGCGAUUGGAAACCUGUGAUGCUGAUAGAUGCAUUUCGUUUGGAAUGGUUUGCAAUACAAAUGCUCCCAAGUUCGGGGGUGGGGGCAUUUUUCAUUGUAAUACUGCACAAGGCUGCGCUAGUACAACUCCAGCCCGGGUCUAUCAAGAGGAAAAAUCCCCCAUCCCCAUAUCAAAAAAAAAAAUCAGAGAAAAUUUGAUUGAUGCUGGAUGAUCUGCGUACACAAAUAAGGUCUGUCUUGCUCUAAGGAAUUGCGGGCAGAUUCUGAGGCUGUUUAGGUGCGCAAGGGUCUAGCUGUUUAGCAUGGGAAACGCCAGCCCCGUAGGCCAAGCAGCAUGACAAACCGCAUCCAUAAUGCGGCGCAUCCCUCACCGCUUGCCUGUUUGCUAGACAAGAAUGCUUUGUGACCACAAAUCUGCAUCACAGAUUUCGCGACGGAUGCCUUUUCAAUAUGGGGAGGGGGGAUUUUUCUUCACAAUAGGGUCUGCUGUGGCGCAGCAGGACGAGCCGCGAGUUAUCGAAAGGAAAAAUCCCCCCUCCCCAUAUCGAAAUGGAAUUUCUGAUGCUGGAUUUGUGUACACAAAUUUAUUAGCUUUGUAUUGCAGGAAGGCACUGCGACCAAAUCCCCAGGCUACGCAGGGGCGUAUGGGUCUAGUUGUUCAGCAUUGCAAACGGCUCCCCUUUAGGCCGCCCAGCAGCGCGACAAAUCGCUGCCAUAAUGGGACGGAAGCUUCAGCCCUUGUCUUCUUGCAAAACAAAUGGGAUUUGUGGAACAAACACAACACAAAGUUUCGGAAACAUACCGUUUGAAUGUGGGGAGGGGGGAUUUUUCCUUACGAUAACACAGGUGACAUCACCAUCGGUCCGAAUAUCCAAUAGAAGCUAUCAAAAGGAAAAAUCCCCCCUCCCCAUAUUGAAAACGUAUCCAUCUCCUGAAAAUUUGUGAUGCAGAUUUGUGGCCACAAAUCGUGUCUGUCUUGCAAAAAGGCAAGUCCAGGCUGCCCGGCACGUUAUGCAGGCGAUUUGUAAUGCUGUAGGGCAUACAGGGCAGCCGUCUACCAUGCUAGGCACCUACACCACAAGGCCCCGACCUAGGCUUACGAGCUGCGUGCAGUGCUCUACUGCAACACUAAUUUGAUUUGUGUACUGGAAUACAGCAUCACAAAAUUCGUUUUCGGUAUGGGGUGGGGGCUUUUUUCACUUUGAUAGAAGCCGCCGCUGCUUGGAGUCGUCGUCGUGUCUCGUCUUGCGUUAUCAACUGCAAAUAUGUCUAGGUCUGGAAGAUUGCAAGACUUGUCAUGCAGGUUUUCCAUCACCCGUGAGGUCAGACAUGCACGGCCUAGCAUGACAGAUUCUGUGAGAUCUCUAUGAUGGUGCUUCUCCGGCGUGUGAAACUGCCACCACACUUGGCCAAAAGUAGACAACUUUUGGCAAUCACGCAAGACAAAUUUUAGCAAGAUCCGGACUUUGCAUGAGACAAGUUGCAAUGGUGUUCCAGACCCCGACGCAGACAUAUUUGCAAUGCAUAUGCGUCCGAGUGACUUCUCCGGUUGUCCGGAUCGCGUGACCGAGAGCCCUCUGCGCUUGAAUGCGGUCGCUACCUGCGACGCGAUGUUGUAAAGUAAGAGAGACAGCUUGCUAAGCUGCUGCUGCACACAAACUUCUACUAGAUAUAUUUAUUACUUUCAAGAUAUCAAAGUGAGACAUCUCCUCUAUUUCCCAUAUCAAAAACGAAACUUCCGAUGCUAAAGAUUUGCGUACAUCACAAAUGAGGUCUUUCUUGCUGUAAGGAGUUGCAGUCAGAUAAAAAUUAUCGGCCCGCUUCGAGGCGUAAAAACACUGGCCUUGUGGCGAUGUUGUUUGUAAAAGAUUCAAUUUGUUGUUUCAUUGAAAGAACAAUUUCAGUUUCGAACCGCCGCAACUUAAAAAUCAAAAACUUGUUCUUGCGGCGUGCUGAAAGGAGCUCGUCGCGGUAGGCGACAGAUAAACCGAGCCCGCUCCGAAUGCUCUCGGAGGUUCUUGGUCCAACUUUUUCAUGAUGGCAAAAAAGAAGAAAAGAAAACGCAAAAAAACCAUAAA
This is a messenger RNA of Amoebophrya sp. A120, 9053 nucleotides long. The record is from the annotation of a GenBank genome assembly. Lineage: Eukaryota; Dinophyceae; Syndiniales; Amoebophryaceae.